GCCUGGGCCUACCCUAUUCUCACUCACAGCACAGAUUAUUAGAGUCACACUCACUGACUCACUCACAUCACCACAGACAGCCAUCGGAUGAUCGGGCCAUCCAUCAGUCUACCUCCUUCCACUCCAUCUGACCCUAACUUGGAAGUUUACCGUAACAAAUAUGGCAGACUCGAAAGCCUCUGAAACUCAAGCCGUUCGUGAGGAAAAAACUCAAGUGGAGGAGGAAGACUCUGAAGAGGAAGAGGAGGAUGAUGAUGAUUCAGAUAAUACUGAAGAGGAAGUUGAACCGAAGUUGAAAUAUGAACGUAUUGCCAAUGACUUAUCUUCAAUUCUCAGCAAGGAUGCUGCCAGUUGCAUAGCUGUACAUCCAAAGUUCUUGGCCCUUGGCACUCACUGGGGAAUGAUUCACAUCCUUGACCAUAUUGGAAACAACAUUCGGGAUAAAGAAGUGACAGCUCAUACAACCACAGUAAAUCAGAUCAGCAUUGAUGACAAUGGUGAUUAUAUGGCAAGCUGUUCUGAUGAUGGAAGGGUGAUAAUUACUGGACUCUAUGCCACUGAAAAUAACCAGUUGGUUACAUUUGAUCGACCUGUUAAAGCAAUAGCCUUGGACCCAUACUAUUACAAACCAGGGACGGGUCGACAGUAUGUCACCGGAGAGGACAAGCUAAUUUUGAAUGAAAAAAGUGGCUUCUUAGGCCGUCACAAGAUGGUUGUGUUGCAUCAAGGUGAGGGAGCCAUCCGCAAUAUCAAGUGGGGUGGAGACUUCAUUGCAUGGGCCAGUGAUAAGGGUGUGAAAGUGUUUGACAUGAGUACCAGGUCAAAAAUCACCAAAAUUGACAAAGAUCAUGACCUGAGACCUGAGCUUCAUAUUUGUCAGCUGGUGUGGAGGGAUGCGAGAACUCUUUUGAUUGGAUGGGGAGACAGGGUCAAGAUCUGUGUUGUCAAGGAUUACGGCAGAACUGAUGUGAAGGACAAUCUUCCUAACAGAUACGUGGAGAUCAUUGCCAUGUUCACAACUGACUUCUUUGUCUGUGGUAUUGCUCCUUUGGCUACCAAUUUGGUUGUUCUUUCUUACGACAAAAUUGGGCAAAAACAAGAGGGUGGGCGGACAGUGGCCAACAGGCCUCACCUGCAGAUCCUGGAACCUCACAUGAAUUACUUUGAGGAGAUCAGCAAUGACGCUCUCUCCAUAAGAGGGUUUCAGGAAUAUCGUUGCAAUGAUUACCACUUAGAGUGCAUCCCAGAGGAGAACCUGUACUUUAUUGUGAGCCCUAAGGAUGUGGUGGUAGCCCGUCUGAGAGACCAGGAUGACCACAUCACAUGGCUCAUGGAACAUGAGCAGUAUGAGGAAGCCAUGGCUGCUGCCUCAGAACACAGCCGAGAGCUGAAGAUGCACACAUAUUCUGAUAUCGGACGUGCUUACCUGAACUAUUUGAUAGAAGAAGAUUGCUUCGAUGAGGCUGGACGGCUAUGCGUGAAAAUUCUGGGCAAAAAGAAGGAGCUGUGGGAGGAGGAGAUUUACAAAUUUGCCAAAAUCAAUCAACUUAAGGCCAUAGCUCCUUACAUUCCAAGGCAAGAUCCUCGUUUGAACUCUGCAAUCUAUGAAAUGGUGCUCAAUGAAUUUCUGGCCUCAGAUUCUGAUCGUUUUUACCAAUUGGUGAAGGAAUGGCCUCCGCAGUUGUAUGAUAAUGAGUCUAUCAUCAAUGCCAUCCUUGGACGUUUGGACAGAGAGAAAGAUCCAGAAGUCUUGCUACAAAGCUUGGGCCAGUUAUAUGCCCACCAGAAAGCCUUUGACAAAGCUCUUGGAAUAUAUUUGAGACUAAAGCACAAGGAUGUUUUCCACUUGAUCCAUGCCCACGGCCUUUACGACAAGAUCAGCGACAAGAUAAUUCAGCUGAUGGACCUAGACCAGGAGCAGGCUGUGAAGAUGUUGCUAGACAACAACGAGACCAUUUCCGUGGAGAAAGUGGUUCAACAGCUGAACAAAUCACAGCGAUAUCUCUAUGUGUACUUGGACCAACUUGUCCAUCGAGAUGUCCAAGGAACACAGAAGUACCAUGGUCAACUGGUCAAACUCUACGCUGAAUUUGAUCGACCAAAACUUCUCCCCUUCUUGCGGCGAUCUGAGUUCUACCCCCUGCAGACUGCUUGGGAGGAGUGUGAGGCCAGAGAUUAUGUGAAAGAGCAGGUUUUCUUACUUGGUCGCAUGGGCAAUUUGACUCAGGCUUUGAAACUGAUCAUGGAGCGCUUAGGAGAUGUGAACCAUGCCAUUCUUUUCUGUAUGGAGCAAGCAGAUGAGGAAUUGUGGGAAAACCUCAUAGACUAUGCCAUGAAUAAGCCACAGUUCAUCACAGCAUUAUUGCAAAACGUCGGAGCUCACAUUGACCCAAUCAAAGUUAUAAGCCGUAUCCAGAAAGGUAUGGAGAUCCCAGGAUUGAGGGACUCAUUGGUCAAGAUCCUACAGGACUACAAUCUACAG
Messenger RNA from Aplysia californica (California sea hare), 2482 nucleotides. RefSeq names its product vacuolar protein sorting-associated protein 41 homolog. Gene Ontology annotation, cellular component: HOPS complex; late endosome. The record is from RefSeq and is a predicted model, not a curated record. Lineage: Eukaryota; Metazoa; Mollusca; Gastropoda; Aplysiida; Aplysiidae. Gene Ontology annotation, molecular function: protein binding. Gene Ontology annotation, biological process: macroautophagy; protein targeting to vacuole; cellular response to starvation.